AUGAUUCAAACGUCAUUUUCUUCCCUUUGUGUCCAGGAUAUGGCCACUGUCACCGCUCCUGGGGAGCUUGCCAAGCAGGGGUCAAAGUGCAGAGGUUAUCGACACGAGGAGGUGAUUCAGCAUCAGAGGGAGGCUCUGUCAGAGAUGAGGGCCAGGAUAGGAGCCUUGGAGCAAACAUGGCCCCUGAGUAAGCAAGGUCAAAACUCCAUGAAUAUAGAAAGAAAGCCUGCAAACAGCAUGUUUUGCUCCCAUGUGAUAUAAUUGAACAUGACAAAGGCUAUUGCAGGAUCAAUUAGGGCAGUGACCAGGGGCCCUAAGACCCCAUAUCAGAUUAUCUCAGAUAACAUUCAGGGGGUCCCUGAAAAAGUAGGGAUAAGACUAACACUUUGAAAAUCAUUUUUUUCAAAUAUGCCGUUUUUGUGCUGCUCCCUAUCUCUAUGCCUUGGUCAAUGUCACUGUACAUUCUCUCUAUAUGUAUUUAAUGAGUUAGGAGACAUUAUAACACUUUGUGUCCUCCAAAGUGUUCCUCUUCUCUGAGAUUUGGGUAAGUGUUUGUUCCCUCAGAGUGCUUCACCCAGCAGGGUGCACCUAAGAAACAAGCAGGGAAUGAGGCGGGCAAACUCAGCACCCAGAAGUCUGCAGUGGUAAGCACCUGGCCCAGCCUGGUCUCAUAGACUAAACGUAACAUAGUAAAGGUACAUCCGGGAACUCAUAUUAGUAUGAGAUGUUACGUUUGGUAUGGUUACAUAAGAAAUAUGGUUACUUAAGGCAAAAUUGCGAAUGUCUAGCAACCCAAAGGCUGCGAGUUUGAAUCGCAUCACGGACAACGUUAGCAUUUUAGUUAAUUAGCAACUUUUCAACUACUUACUACUUUUUAGCUACUUACAUUUUUACAUUUACAUUUUUAGUCAUUUAGCAGACGCUCUUAUCCAGAGCGACUUACAGUUAGUGCAUACAUUCUUUUUUUUUUUUCAUACUGGCCCCCCGUGGGAAUCGAACCCACAACCCUGGCGUUGCAAACGCCAUGCUCUACCAACUGAGCUACAUCCCUUUGCAACUACAUGUUAGCUAACCCUUCCCCUAACCCUAACCUUAACCCUUUAACCUAACUCCUAAACUUAACCAUAACCCCUUAUCCAGCUAACAUUAGCCAGCUAGGUAACGUUAGCCUCCUAGCUAGAAUUCUUAACGUAUUGAAUGUUUCUCAAAUUCGUGACAUAUUGUAUGUUUUGCAAAUUCUUAACAUAUAAUAUGAAUUGUAAUUCGUAACAUAUCAUACGAAAUGGGUGAUGGACACCCACAAAUUAAUACAUGCCAUAUGAAACGUAACAUAUCAUCCUGAAUCGAGUGUCGGAUUUACGUACCGAAUAAUACGAAAUGCUCUGAGAUCAGGUUGCCUGGCCACAUCUACAGUAAGACACUAACCACCUGUAUUAGCCUGCAUAACCAUACUCCAGGGUUAUGUUCAUUAGGCACCAAAUGGAAGAAAACACAAUGAAAACAGGAAGGGACUACCUGAUCUUGUCGAAUAAGAAAUGCUCAUUUUCUUUUUCCAUUGCAAAACAUAUUAAAACGUUUUUUUGUUAAAUGCACUCAAUGAACACGUCCCAAUACUCACUCUGCUGCGAAAUUCCUCUUAAUGUUGAUGACUAUGAUUAUCAACGUAGUAUUGUGUAAUGUCAUAUGUUAUAUGAUCAUUUCAAUCUAGAGUGGCUGGCCGCUCCCUGGAGCAUUGGGGGAAGAGACCCUGGAGCGCACAGCCAGACUGGACCUAUCAGACGCCCUGGACCUCAGCGAGAGGACAGUGAGUGGAAGGAUGCUUUCAGGGGGGGGAGUGUGGGUGGCUAUGACAGCUAUAUGA
Molecule: messenger RNA, 1861 nt
Organism: Coregonus sp. 'balchen'
Lineage: Eukaryota; Metazoa; Chordata; Actinopteri; Salmoniformes; Salmonidae
Source: the annotation of a GenBank genome assembly